GAAACUAUUUCAGACGAGGAUUAGGUGGCAUUGAUUUGACUUAGAAAGGCGAUUAUUGAUUCUGUAAUUAAAACUACUUCAUUUGCUUUAUUUUUCCCAUUUAUUGUAUUUUAAAGAAUUCUGUAAGGGUUAGCAACUUGAGUGAAUAAUGGCAGUGAGUUUGAGGUUACCUCCACUGCCGUCAGUGAGAGACAUUACAAAAUUGUACAGACUCAAAGCCAAGAAACAAUUGGCGCAAAAUUUUUUGAUGGACGAGAGACUAACGAAUAAGAUAGUACGACAGGCAGGUAAUCUUCAGGGUUGGCAGGUAGUGGAGGUAGGUCCUGGGCCUGGUGGAAUAACCAGAUCUAUCAUGAAAAAAACACCGGAAAAAAUUCUAUUAGUUGAGAAGGAUAAGAGAUUCCAACCAACGUUGGAGAUGUUAACUGAGGCAUUUUCCACUAUAAAUGGUAAAAUGGAUGUUUUCUACGAUGACAUUAUGAGAUUCAACUUCAAUGAGGUCUUCUCCGAGGAGUGCAAACGCGAGUGGAAUGACAAAAACCCAAAGAUACACAUAAUUGGAAAUCUCCCUUUCAAUGUUUCUACUCCACUCAUUAUUCAAUGGCUACGCGACAUUGCAGAGAGGCGGGGGGCUUGGGCAAUGGGAAGGGUCAGGAUGUUGCUGACUUUCCAAAAGGAAGUUGCGGAGAGGCUGGUUGCUCCACCAGGUGGAGAACAGAGGUGUCGUUUGUCGGUGAUGGCUCAGGCCUGGACUAAACCGACACUGAGGUUCGUUAUACCUGGCAGGGCUUUUAUCCCGGAGCCAGAUGUCGAUGUGGGGGUCGUGACGUUCGAUCCAUUGGAGGAGCCCAAAACUGACCAUGAAUUCAAGUUCUUUGAGAAGGUGACCAGGCACUUGUUCUCCUUCAGACAAAAGUAUUCCUUGGCGUGUGUUAAAACAUUAUUUCCGUACGAAUAUCAAAACGACCUAGGUCUGAUGAUGUUUAAGCUCUCCGACCUGGACCCCACAACGAGGCCGAUUGAACUAACAGUUGAAGAUAUGCACAGACUAGCUUCAGCCUACAAAUAUCUCCUGGAGAAGCACCCAGAAAUACAAGGCUAUCACUACCGAGAUUCCCGGAGGGUUCUUCCCAAAUCCCAUACUAAAGAGGUCAGCGUUGAGGACUUAGACGACAUCUCUUCCUCAGAUGGAGUUGACUCUCUUCCGCAAUCUUACGAAAUUUUCAUGAAUAAAUAAACAGUCCAACUGCGUUA
Molecule: messenger RNA, 1254 nt
Organism: Diachasmimorpha longicaudata
Lineage: Eukaryota; Metazoa; Arthropoda; Insecta; Hymenoptera; Braconidae
Gene: mtTFB1
Product: Mitochondrial Transcription Factor B1
Exons: 2
Coding region: 149-1237 (362 amino acids)
Biological process (GO): transcription initiation at mitochondrial promoter; rRNA methylation
Cellular component (GO): mitochondrial matrix
Molecular function (GO): mitochondrial transcription factor activity; rRNA (adenine-N6,N6-)-dimethyltransferase activity
Source: RefSeq, a predicted model, not a curated record